CAACUGUCAAGUAUUCUGUGCAUCAACUGCAUCACAAUAAUUCACAAAUAGUUCCUGUGAAUAGUUCCAAAUUUCCAAAUUCCAAUCUUAGUUUAACUAUUUCAAUCGAUUUUUCAUAAUUAUUGUAAUCAUGCAUGACUUUACGAGUAUAUUAAAUAUCAUAUUUAUUAUAAGUGGUGGUGUUCUUACGUUUGUGAUACUGUUUAUAUUUGCUAAGAGGCAAAUUACAAGGUUUGCACUCCGAUCGAGGAGGGGUCCCCAUGUGCCUAUUGGAGCUGAUGCUAAAAAAUGUUUGAAGAAAGAAAUAGAGCGUAGAAUAGAAGCAGUGCCUCGGAUAAUGUAUGAGCCCCGGUUGCUAUGUGCAGAACCUUCACAUUAUAUAUUGGAGCCCCAACAGCCGUAUCACUAUAGAUUCCGAGCAGUGGAUGAUGUUAAACUUUUGGAGGAAGAAAUUGCCUGCCAGGACACAAACCUCCGUCGGCACCCGCGCGAGUCCCUCCGCGCGUUUCUGCUAGCGUGUCUCGCGGCACCCCUCGACGGCCGCGGCCAGAAGCUCAUACACCAGUUCUGCGAUGCCUACGAGUCGGCCAGACACCAUCCCGCUGAGUUUGGGGAGGAGGAGUAUAGGGCGUAUAAUAGGUUGCUCUUGAAGUUGUUGGAUGCCGCUCGGCUGCUAAAGAGCGUGGGGUGCGUGGGCGGGGUGGGCGCGAGCCCGCAGCGCCGCCCGCGCCUGCUCGACCCCGCGCGCCUGCGCACCACGCUGCCCAGCGCCAACCACUACACUGCGCUAGAGAACAUGCCAGUCGACUCAAAACUAGAAGACGAAAUCAUCAGAGUCCCAGUGAAAAGCCCCACCGAGCCUGUAGUGAAGCCCCCAGCCGAUGAGACUGCUGUCUGAGGGCGGAGCGCCCGCAGGGACGCGCAGACUCUGUAGGGCGGGGCGAAGAGAUGGUGGUGAAGUGAUAGUAGUGAAGUGACAGUUAGUGAUAAAGUGACUGGUAGUAGUAAAGUUACAGGUAGUGAUAAAGUGACAAGGGUAGUGAUAAAGUGACACAAACGGCAGUGAUACUAUGGUAAUGAUAGUGAAAAAUGAAAUUGUGUAGGUGAAAAUGUAUGUGGUAAGGUAUGGAGAUUAUAUAGGUAGUUGGCAUAAUAUAGAAAUUUGUUUUAUAGCAUAAGAUCUGAUAUAGUAAAUUUUUCUCAAUAUUUUUUCCUAUGAAAUUAUGAAUAGUUAUUAUAAAGAUACAGUAGUAGAAGUAGAUUCAUGUUGUUAUAAAGAAGUAUUAAGGAGCUAAUAAUGUAUAACAAUAAUUAUAAUAAUUAUAAUACUUAUACUCUUCCUAGCUUUCCGCCCGCGUCUUUGCUAGCGUGGUCAAAAGAAAAAGUUAAUCGUCAUACUUGUGACAUCUUUAAUAUAGCGCCAUCUGUCGAUAUUUUUAAGUUUCGAAGUAAUUAAAAAACACAUUGUAAUGUUUCUUCACAUGGCAUUGAGAUUUACCGUGAUAAAAGUAGUAUCAGUCUCUAGCCAUUUAACUAUCAUAAAAUCGCAGUGAUAUGAUGUGAAAAAGACAUACAAACACAUGAUCACAUAUUAUAUACCAGCUUUCCACCCGCGGCAUCGCCCGCGCAGUCAAAGAAAAACCCGCAUAGUUCCUGUUCCCGUGGGAUUUCCGUGAUGAA
Messenger RNA from Colias croceus (clouded yellow), 1680 nucleotides. RefSeq names its product protein C1orf43 homolog. NCBI's taxonomy places the organism in Eukaryota, Metazoa, Arthropoda, Insecta, Lepidoptera, Pieridae. The coding region runs from base 131 to 898 and encodes 255 amino acids. The record is from RefSeq and is a predicted model, not a curated record. The transcript is spliced from 6 exons.